Trichechus manatus latirostris (Florida manatee) is the source of this 3546-nucleotide messenger RNA. It is a transcript of the gene FUBP1, whose product is annotated as far upstream element binding protein 1. Lineage: Eukaryota; Metazoa; Chordata; Mammalia; Sirenia; Trichechidae. Gene Ontology annotation, cellular component: cytoplasm; nucleus. The record is from RefSeq and is a predicted model, not a curated record. Bases 1650 to 3404 code for a protein of 584 amino acids. Gene Ontology annotation, molecular function: mRNA binding. The transcript is spliced from 21 exons. Gene Ontology annotation, biological process: regulation of DNA-templated transcription.
CAGUGGCGGUGGUGGAGGAGUAAACGAUGCUUUCAAAGAUGCGCUGCAGAGAGCCCGGCAGAUUGCAGCAAAAAUUGGAGGUGAUGCUGGUACAUCACUGAACUCAAAUGACUAUGGUUAUGGGGGACAAAAAAGACCUUUGGAAGAUGGAGGUAAGUUAUACCAUAAAUAUUUUAGAUAUUUUACACGGUGUUUAGUUGAAGUGAUUUUUCAAUAUUUUUCAAAUGUUUUUAUUGAAACAUUAAUCAUACGGUUCCUAAAAUUGUAAGAUUUUUGUUAGCCUCAAAAAGAAAGGAGAAAGAGAGACCUAGACAAGGUAGGUAAAAUUUGGGUCCACCAGCAAGUUUUAUCUUAUUAAGGAGCAGUUCAGUUUUCUUUCUUAAAGCAUUGUGCCAGAUUGAAAGUUUGCACAGACUUAUUGUUAAUAUAAUGGAAAAAACAAAAAAUAUGAAUCGUUUAGGAGACAUUUCACUCGUUUUUCUCAUCAUGCAUGAAUGAAUCUUUAUAUGCUAUGUUUUCAUGAUUUUGCUAUUUCAGAUUUCACUUUAAAGGUUGAAGUUGCUAUAGCUUGCUACUUUAGUGUGUUGCAGGUUAUACCAUUUUUUAUGUUUCGUUUGUUUUAGUAUUUUGUGUUUCAGGUUUAACUUAAAACAGUGGAUUUACAGUGCUUUUUUUUUAAUGUUGAAGUUCUGAACUUAGAAGUCUGCACGUAAUUUUUCUUUUAGGUUUGAUGUAUGAACUUUGAUUCAUUUUCUUUUUGCCCUCUUUGUUUUGUUUUUUGUUUGUUUUAAAAGAGGAUUCUUGAGCCUAUAGAAUGUAUUAGUAGCUUUUUGACCAGGAGUACUUGGUUUCCUUUUAUUUAAGUGUCUUUCAUAUUUAUAGUGAGGUUUUUAAUAUACAAAAGAAAAUGAGCUAAUGAUGCUUCAGAUGUUGUAUGUAAUGUAUUCUUUUUAUUUUAUGUGUAGAUGGCUCUUGGACAAGUCCGAGCAGUACAACACACUGGGAGGGAAUGCCCUCUCCUUUUAAAGGCAGGAAUUUUUAUUUAUUACCUGUGUUUAGUAUGUAAACGUGAAAUAAACCAGUGGAUUCUUGAAAUGGACACAAAUAUUUCUUGGAUUAUGUGUCUGAAUUUUUACUGCACAACAUUCUGAUGUUUAAUUAUUUACGUUUGAAGGGGGGAGGAGAAUAGUACUUUCAGUUACAGGUUGUCUCUUCUAAGGUAUGCAUUGUAUUUACUCAUCUGUGUAAAGGAUUUAGAGGAAGGUAGUCAUGUAUUUGCUUUGAGUGUUUUUACUGAAGUGUUAUGCUGCGAAAUGUUUGGUUAGGAAAAUUCAACAGUUCAGAUUGUGAUUGCCUUGUAAUGUGAAUUUAUUUUUAUUUAUUUACUUUUUGCAUAGCUUUGUGGUCACUGUCAGAUACACUCAACUUUUGAUAUGUCAAAUUUUCACAUUUUGAUAGCUUUUUUCUUUCUUCCAAUCUUCAGUUUCUACAGUGGAAGCAUCAUUAGCCUUUAGCAUGUGAUAUUUUGCUAGUAAUGGACCUAAAUACUUUGUCUUUAUCAUUCAAAAGUGCUUAACGUGCAUUAAGAUCAACCAGAUGCUAAGAAAGUUGCUCCUCAAAAUGACUCUUUUGGAACACAGUUACCACCGAUGCAUCAGCAGCAAAGCAGGUCUGUAAUGACGGAAGAAUACAAAGUUCCAGAUGGAAUGGUUGGAUUCAUAAUUGGCCGAGGAGGUGAACAGAUCUCGCGCAUACAACAGGAAUCUGGAUGCAAAAUACAAAUAGCUCCUGACAGUGGUGGCCUUCCAGAAAGAUCUUGUAUGUUAACUGGGACACCUGAAUCUGUCCAAUCAGCAAAACGGUUAUUGGACCAAAUUGUUGAAAAAGGAAGACCAGCCCCUGGCUUUCAUCAUGGUGAUGGACCAGGAAAUGCAGUUCAAGAAAUAAUGAUUCCAGCUAGCAAGGCAGGAUUAGUUAUUGGGAAGGGAGGAGAAACUAUUAAACAACUUCAGGAGCGGGCUGGAGUUAAAAUGGUUAUGAUUCAAGAUGGACCUCAGAACACUGGUGCUGACAAACCUCUUAGGAUUACAGGAGACCCAUACAAAGUUCAGCAAGCCAAGGAAAUGGUAUUAGAGUUAAUUCGUGAUCAAGGUGGUUUCAGAGAAGUUCGAAAUGAGUAUGGGUCAAGAAUAGGAGGAAAUGAAGGGAUAGAUGUCCCCAUUCCAAGAUUUGCUGUUGGCAUUGUAAUAGGAAGAAAUGGAGAGAUGAUUAAAAAAAUACAAAAUGAUGCCGGUGUUCGAAUUCAGUUUAAGCCAGAUGAUGGAACAACACCUGAUAGAAUAGCACAAAUAACAGGACCUCCAGACCGAUGUCAACAUGCUGCAGAGAUUAUUACAGACCUCCUUCGAAGUGUUCAGGCUGGUAAUCCUGGUGGACCUGGACCUGGUGGUCGAGGGAGAGGUCGAGGUCAAGGCAACUGGAACAUGGGACCACCUGGUGGACUACAGGAAUUUAAUUUUAUUGUACCAACUGGGAAGACUGGAUUGAUAAUAGGAAAAGGAGGUGAAACUAUAAAAAGCAUAAGCCAACAGUCUGGUGCAAGAAUAGAACUUCAGAGAAAUCCUCCACCAAAUGCAGAUCCUAAUAUGAAGUUAUUUACAAUUCGUGGCACUCCACAGCAAAUAGACUAUGCUCGGCAACUUAUAGAAGAAAAGAUUGGUGGUCCGGUAAAUCCUUUAGGGCCACCUGUACCCCAUGGGCCACAUGGUGUCCCAGGCCCCCAUGGACCUCCUGGGCCUCCAGGGCCUGGAACGCCAAUGGGGCCAUACAAUCCUGCACCUUAUAAUCCGGGACCACCUGGCCCUGCUCCUCAUGGUCCUCCAGCCCCGUAUGCUCCCCAGGGGUGGGGAAAUGCCUAUCCACACUGGCAGCAACAGGCUCCUCCUGAUCCAGCUAAGGCAGGAACAGAUCCAAAUUCAGCAGCUUGGGCUGCUUAUUAUGCUCACUAUUACCAGCAGCAAGCACAGCCACCACCUGCAGCUCCUACAGGUGCACCAACCACAACCCAAACUAAUGGACAAGGAGAUCAGCAAAAUCCAGCUCCAGCUGGACAGGUUGAUUAUACCAAGGCUUGGGAAGAAUACUACAAGAAAAUGGGUCAACAAGGGCAGACACAAGAUUAUUCAAAAGCUUGGGAGGAAUAUUACAAGAAGCAAGGUCAAGCAGUUCCUGCUCCUACUGGGGCUCCACCAGGUGGUCAGCCAGAUUAUAGUGCAGCCUGGGCUGAGUACUAUAGACAACAAGCAGCCUACUAUGCCCAGACAAGUCCACAGGGAAUGCCACAGCAUCCUCCAGCACCUCAGGGAUUUGAAAAUCAUGCAAGAAGCCACCACCAUUUAUAUUAACCAGUUUUUCUUUCUUAAAGGAUUCACUCCUGAGUUAGCUCCAUUUAAAGGAUUUUCUUUAACUUUUUGUGUAUUUCUUAUGUAUCUCUUCUGCACAGGGCCAAUAAUAAGAAGUGGACAAUACAGUAUUUGCUUCAUUGUG